AUGUUGGCCUUUUUUCGUAGUAUACUUGACUGGAUAAAAAGUCUUUUCUGGAAGGAAGAGAUGGAGCUUACGCUGGUUGGCCUGCAGUACUCGGGAAAGACAACCUUUGUCAAUGUUAUCGCAGUAAGUGAAAUAUACAGUUACUAAAUGCAAGCUAUUGUAAGGGACUUGCGUUUUAUUCGAGUUGUUAUCCUUGUAAUUACUCUUUCGUUCCUUAAUUUAGUUCUUUCUCACUGUAUGUAAACAUUAUCCUAAAUUCGUCUUCAUUUCGCGCCCUAUUUGGAAAUGUGCCUAUGCGUAAUAUUACAAUUUGUCGUUGGUACUAUACCGAGUCCAAGGGGGGAAAUUAGCCUUAAUCAAAUAAAUGACACAUCAUAAUACCUUGGAAUUCGUUAAAAAAUUCUUUUUUAUAUGGUUAAUAUAGGCCGAAAUUUACAUUUACAUUUUUACACCUUGGUCGUGAAUAUUUAGGAUAAGUUCAGGCCUGUGCUUGUUUACCAUGACAGAAAAGUAUACCUCUUGUACAUCGUAAAACGGAUUCUGCGUUUAUCUGCAACAUAAACUCUUUUCUGUAACAAAAUGCUAGUACUUCAAACUUCCUCUUGUCAAAAUUAAGCUUGUCACCUACCCUUACUGAAGUUUAUUUUUAAGUAAGUUUUUACUUGUCAGACAUUCCAGUUCAUCAUUUUCUUUAAAAAGUAAUAAAUGAAUCACAUGAUAAGCUUGAUAGAAAUUGGACCCCAGUUUUAAAUAAGCACCCUUCUUGAAUAUACACCCUAUCCCAAGGUAGGAAAAAAAUUAGUAAGCACUCAGGGAGCUUCUUUGAAUUAUUACAGUGGGUAUCGUUUAUAGCAGGGUUCUCAUAAGGAUGCUGAGUGUUUAGUGAAUCUAGAGAUUAGCAGCUGUGAGAGAUGUAGAAGAAAAGAAGAGUAAAGGUUAUAGAAUACAAAUUUAGCAGCAAUUAAUCAUUAGUUAACAGAAUUCAUGGAGUACCCUGAUUCCAGGUGGACAAGGACCUCUCCUCUGCCUCAUGAUUACUAAACUGAGAUGAUUUCUAGUGGUAAUAAUUGUGCAAACUGAUGAUUUUCUUAAUUCCCCUUUCCUGCCUGUCUGAUAUCACACUCAAAUUGCUGGGGGAGUUUGAGUGUUAAUCACUCCAUUGGAGUGAAGGAAAUUGAGACUACACUACUGAUAUAAUACUGUGUUUUGACUCAAGAUUUUAUUUUAUUUUUCUCUCAUGUGAUCCCUAUGAUCUCAGAUAAUGUUCAUGUCACAAGUCAAAUAAUUACUUGGUUGAUGGGAAAGCUCAUCAUCAAGUUUCCUGUAGCUAAGUGGAAGAGGAUUUGGACAUAGCUGCCUAAAAUCUGAAGGCCUGGGUUUUAAUUUCAUGUUGGGUUCUCGGAGUUUUUGACAAACAAGUUACCUCUUUAUUCAAAGACAGUUACCUAUUUAUUCAAGUUUAGAAUUUACCAUUUUUCCUGUUCUGUGUACUCACUACAAUAACUUUUUGCAAUACAGUCAGGUCAGUUUAGUGAAGACAUGAUUCCAACAGUUGGAUUCAAUAUGAGAAAAGUCACCAAGGGUAACGUAACAAUAAAGGUAAGUUGAAAGAUGACAUAUUCUUGCAGUGUUUCUUCUUUGUUAUUUGCAUUGUGAAUUUCAUCCAGGUGUAUAGACAUUUUUUUACAUCUUUUAACCCUUUCACUCCCACAAGUGACCAAGACAGAAUUUCUCCUUACAAUAUCACUACAAUAUCAAGCAGGCAGGUGAUGAAAAUAGAGAAGAAUAUCAAUCUUGGGAUUAUUAGUGGAUCCAAUACCAAAUUCUCUGAACUAACGUCAUAAGAAUUGUAUGGCAGAUAGUAAGGAGAAUUACUAAUUAGAUCUUGGGAGUGAAAGGGUUAAGUCCAACUUCAACUUAAACCCUUUAACCCCUAAGAGUGAUUAACAUAUAAUUUCUCCUGACAAUACCACCCCUGAAUCAAACAUUAACCCGUUAACUCCCAUGAGUGACCAAGAUAGAAUUUCUCCUUACAAUAUCAACACAAUAUCAAGCGGGCAAGUGAUGAGAAUAAAGAAAAAUAUCAAUUUGGGGAUUUUAUGCUGAUCCAAUGCCAAAUUCUUCAAACUCAUUUCACAAGAACUGUAUGGCAGACAGUUAGGAGAAUUGCCAAUGAGAUCUUAGGAGUUCAAGGGUUAAGGUCACAAGAAUGAUAGAAAUGAUCACCAACUAAGGAAGCUCUUUUUUUUUUUAAACAAAUUCUCCUUGUCACCACCACAACAGUAUGGAGAGUAUGACGUUAGAGGGUUAAGUCAUUUUGUAAUAAUAUUUUCUUACAUGGCAAGUAAUUUAAUUCUAUUUCUGCAUUUUCAGCAGAUAACUUCCAUAUUUUAGAUCAUGCCUCUACCGGCUUUCGACUUAAGAUAAAAGAGGCUAUUUAUAUUCAAAGAGAAUAAUCAUCCUUGAAUCAGCAAUUACACCAUGUAAAUCUAAAACUAUCCUUUUAAUUCUCACACUUUCAUGCUUUACCUCUUUUCUUGUUGUCACUAUUUAUCAUAAUUAGCAUUGCUCUGUUUACUAUAUACUUUAACUUUCAACACUUUGUACAGUUAUUAACUGAGGAUGACAGAAGUUUCUGUCGAAACAUGUUUUACAGACUCAAAAGUUUUGUCACUUUCUUUAAAUUCUAUUUCAAUGAAAAAACUAGUUUUAAUGCACAGAUUUGUUAAUAUGGUAUCUGUCAUUUAACCCUUCAACUCUCAGAAGUGAUCAACAUGAAACUUCUCCCUAUAAUAUCUUUACAUUAUCCAGCAAACAGGUACAGUAAUGAGAAUAUUCAAACUUAUCAGGUAGAAGUUGUUAUCUUGAACUUACAUCAAAUUCUCAAAACUAAUUUACAAGAAUAAGUGUAACAGCUAUAGGAGAGAAUUGACAAUGAGAUCUUGGAAGUUAAAAGGUUAAUUGUUGCCUUACUUUAAUUGUUAUGUGUAAGUGAAAUGAUUUUUGACAGAUUCAUUACAAGUCAUACAAAAUUUUAGAUGGUUGUGGUUUUCUCCUUAGUGAACACUAAGUACAAGUACUGAGUAACAAAUUCUUGAGUCUUUACCAUCCAUUUUUAUUCCUUCUUUAAUACAGACCACUAACUUAAGACUGGUGCUAAUUCUUAACCCUUAACACCUCAUAUCAGUAUGCAUAUUCUCCAUACUGUUUCCUAUACUUCUCCUAAGGUGCUGACAAGGAGAAUUUGUUUAUCAAUCUAGAUAAUAUUUAGUUAGUGAUCAUUUCCUUUAUUCUUAUGACCUUACUGUGUGAUGCAUGGGUUAUACUUUUGGAAGAAAUUAGAUGCUAGUCACUCUCAUGGGUUAAAGGGUUAAACUUUUGUUUUCUGGUGUGUUUAUCCCACCUGGCAACUAGAUCUUAUGUAACCAAGUUAUUGUUGAUCAUUUUAGCUUUUUUUUUUCCACAGGUCUGGGAUAUUGGAGGGCAACCUCGCUUUAGGAGCAUGUGGGAACGAUACUGUAGAGGAGUGAACUGCAUUGUGUGAGUAUUGAUGAAGCUUAAGGAUGUAAAGCUGCAUUCAAAUGGUCUGUUAAGGUUGAUUUAUGGAAAAAACUAUGCUAACUAAUUUUCAAGAAAAAGUUUGCAGCCAAACAGAGGGGAAGAUGCUAGUGUAGAUUAGACUAGAUUUCUGUGUGUGGUCUGCCUUUUUACACAAAGGAUUGUCAAGAACAAUGCAAGAGACUCCAAAAUUUGUAGUUAAGUGGAAACUGUGGUAACAGGAGGGGAAGUGACCCUUGAUGGCUUAAUUACAUUUAUCUACUGAAAUGUCAUUGUGAAAUGAAAUGUUAUUUUGGUUAUGCAGGGCCUAAAAAUGGUAGAAACAGCAACAUGAUGUAAAUUGUUAAAUUUUCCACAUAAUGUGUGUCAGCAACAAAAUGAAUACCAAUUGAAAUUAUAGUAAUUAAUGCAGAGUUUUUCUCCAGGUAUAUGGUUGAUGCUGCAGAUCAUGAAAAGCUAGAAGCUUCAAGAAAUGAACUUCAUGGGCUUUUAGAAAAACCACAAUUAGCAGGCAUUCCAGUAAGUAAUACCUUAGACUCUCUUUUGUGAGAGAUAGGGUAGCAUGAUGACAAGUAGGUUGGUACUCUGUGUCAAGGAGUAUAAUAGUCAUGAUAUAGACCUAUUGAAACUGAUAAAAUAGUUUUAAAUAAACCUGCAACACACUAACAUCCCAUCCAAGCUUCGGUAGUUUAAAAGGUAGAUGACUGUAUUCAGUGAAAAGCUGAGUGUCUGGUGGAUGGUCCAGAUUUGUUUUUAUCAAAGAUACUUGCCUGUGGAAUAUCCAUUUAUCUGCUGGUGAGGAUUUUCAAUCCUUAGAACGACUGCUACUGCUACCAUCUGAGAAGUAGCUAUUUUAUGUAAUGUAACAUGGUUACUGGCUUGUAAAAUUUAUAUCAUAUUGUUUCUUACUACUUUUUCAGGUCUUAGUUUUGGGAAAUAAAAAGGAUCUUCCCAAUGCGCUAGACGAAAAAGAACUAGUGGAGAGACUGUAAGUAGAAAAUGUCAGAAAGUGACUCUUAACCCUCUCACUCCUACGAUCUCUUUAGUAAUUCUCUCUAUGUUCUGCCAUAAAAAUUCUUAUUGUGUUAGUUUGGAGAAUUUGGUUUUCACCUAAUUAUCCCAAAAAUUUAUGUUUUUUGUGAUUCUCAUCAUUUGUCUGCUUUAUAUCAUAUUGAUAUUGUAAGGAGUUAUUAUCUUUUGGUCACUCAUGGGAGUUAAAGGGUUAAAAUGUAGCCCCUUCCCCCCAUCCUUCAAAAGAGAUAUAUGGUAGUGUGUUUGCAUCUUUAAAAUGUCUUUUUUUUUUAAAGAAAUUCAUUUUCCUAGUUUGUCAGUUUUAAUUGUUAUUAACCAUCCUUGUCUCUUUCAUACUUCUUGUCUUGCCCAACAACAAUUUUUUAUUCCUCAAGUUGAAGGUAGCUUUGAUUGUUGCCUAUCAAUAAGUAACUUAAAUUAAUGUGGUGCACCUUUACCAAGAGCCAUUUGUAUUGUACAUGAUUUAAUUCCUAUGUCUCUAAAUUUACUUUCUGACAGUAACUUGGCAUCAAUUCAAGAUCGAGAAAUCUGUUGCUACUCCAUUUCAUGUAAAGAGAAAGAGAACAUUGGUAAGUAAUCAGUAAUGUAGUUUCAACUUUAUGAACUUUUCCUUUUUGCAUCCUCUAUGAACAAUGGUAGUAGAACUGAGUGGAGUUCAAUUUGGUCUGUAAUUAUGAGUGAUUAACAGAAUUGGAUUACCUCAAAGCAGGAGUUCCAUUUGUUAAUCACCCAUAUGAUUACAGACAAAAUUGGACUACCCAAAGCCCUGUUACCAAUUAAUCAAAACUAUGAAAAAAUUUGAGAAAGAAACUAAGCAAUAAUUAAGUUUUCACAACAAAAUAACAGUUCACUUGGCAAAAUGUGCGACAACAACAGGCACUCAUGACCCAUACUGUCCAAUUAAACAGCUAUGACAUGUCGGCUGUCCUAUCACACUGUCCAGUCACAAGCAUGAUGCACACAUUGCCCUAUUAGUGCUCAAAUUGGGCUGGGGACAACCAAUCAGGCUUGAAAAUUUUGUCAUAGUUUUGAUUUACAUUUAACUUAUAUUUCUGUUUCUGAAUCACAGAUAUCACUCUGCAGUGGUUAAUCCAACAUUCAAAGUCACGUGGUUGAAGUAAUUGUUGAUUCAUUCAGAUUCCUUGUAAAGAGGACAAAGGCUUGGUGCAUUUGGCAGAAUGAAUGGGAUCAGAGUGGCCAUUUGCAAUCAAAUUUAUAGAACUUAAAGAAACUACAUGAUGCCCUUUUUCUAUUAAUAAACUAUAGUGAGUGCUUAAAGCCAUCAACUUGUUUUAAAUCCUAUAAUAUGACGUACCCGUAGUUACCUUUCAACUCCCAGAAGUGAUUAACAUGUAACUUCUCCCUAUUUUUACACAUACUUUAUCCUGCAAACAGGUAAUGAGAAGACUCAAACUUAUUAAGUAGAAGUUGUUAUCUUGAUCUAACACCAAAUUCCCAUGACUAAUUUACAAGGUAAAGUGUAGCAGCUAGAGGAGAGAAUUAACAGUCAGAUCUUGGAGUGAAAGGGUUCAUUAGAGAGUCCAACCGCUAUUUUCUGUAUGAACUUUUAAAAAAAAAAAAAAAAAUACACAUAACCAAUCAUUUUUGUGAAGAGUUGCAUUUGUCUGUCAAGAGUUGUGGGCUGGGUCUUUAAAAAGAACAGACAAUGUGAUCCAUAGCAAUGAGGCAGAGAAAUGUUGAAGGGUUUACCUUGCAACUGUUGAAAGAAAGUGUAAAUUGUGUUAACACCUUAGGAAAGAGUCAACUAAUUUAUGUGCUUUACUGUGAAUGCACUGUAUGAUUGUUUUCUGUUUUGUUUUUUUUUUUUUUGGUUGUUGUUGUCGAUAAUUAAAUCACAACCUUGCCAGUCAGAACGAAGCUUGAUUACUUUUGGCAAAUUAAUAUUUGUUUUUCUCAAAAUGUGCUCCAGUGAAAGUUGCUGUGGAACAUUGCUUGACUAGUCUAGAAAGUGUUUUCUUCAAAGAUCGUAAAAAUAUUAAAUGAUAACAGUUUGUUUGGUGUCAUUGUACCAUGUUGCAAUCCUCUGAUUUUUGUAAAUGUUGCCUUUUUCAUAGACAGGUUGAAUUCAGUUAUUCCAAACGUGAUUUAGUAAGGUCUAAUUUGGUGUUUUUUUUUUAUUUUUUUACAAUAACUCUUUGAUGACUCAGUGGAUCAAAGUUUCACAACUACAAAACUACUGAUGAAGACAGCAUUUCUCCUUACUAUGUUGAUACAAUAUCAAACAGUCAAUUAAUGAGAAUAAAGAAAAAAUAUCAGUA
Molecule: messenger RNA, 6869 nt
Organism: Pocillopora meandrina
Lineage: Eukaryota; Metazoa; Cnidaria; Anthozoa; Scleractinia; Pocilloporidae
Source: the annotation of a GenBank genome assembly